AUGCUCGACGACAUGGAUACCCUUGAAGUCAAGAAAAUGGUAGGGAACGUAGAAAAAUUUGCAGAAACCAAAGAUGUGCACUUUCUGUAUCAGUGCACUAAAGAUGAACUACGUGAGGUAGCAUCCUCAUAUAAUAUUUCACUGAGAACAUUUAUUAAAAGUGACAUGCAGCGAGAAUUGAUUGAUGAUCUGAUCUCAAUGUCAGUACUUGGUGAAAUUGAUCUCCCUGAUAAACCUAGUUCUGAUGAAGUGCAGAUGAAUGAGCAAUUAGCAAUGGAAAAGUUAAGGCUAGAAUUUGAGUACAAGAAGAUGCAGCUACAGGCAGAGAAGGAGAUAAAAAUUAAGGAGUUAGAAGUUGAAGAGAAACUAGGUACAAGAAGAGAAAUUGGAGAUAAGGAUAAUAGAGCAAAGAAUCUACCUGAGUUUAUUGAAGAGGAAGCUGAGGACUUCUUUAUUCAGUUUGAAAAAGUUGCUAAAAUCAAAGGAUGGGAUGAAAGUGACUGGGCAGUAUUGAUUCAGAGUAAAUUUAAGGGCAAAGCUCGAGAAGCAUAUGUAUGUUUGAGUAUAGAGGAGUCUACAGAUUAUAGGACUGUCAAAGAAGCAGUGUUAAAGACUGUGGAAAAGGAUCCAGAAGUGUAUAGGAGAAGGUUCAGAGACAUAAAGAAAGUAAGUGGACAAACUCACUUAGAAAUAGCUAGAAUAUGUGGGAUGAAAUUUGAUAGGUGGUGUAAAUCUGAAGAAGUGAAUACGAUGGGUGAACUGAGAGAGCUGAUACUUUUGGAACACUUCAAAAGUAUUGUGCCUCCUGACAUAAGGUAUGAAAUAGGUAAGAGUAGAGUGAGAAAUUUGAUGGACGCAGCGAGAUUGGCUGACCACAUUGAAGUAGCACAUAGAAUGUAUGGGGAAGACAGGUCCGAUAGACAAAAUAAAGUAAGGCAUAAUGCAAACCCAGCAUAUGACAGAAAUUACAGCCAUCAGUCAUAUUCCAAAUUUAAGCCAAAUAAUUCAGAUUUUGCCAAGAGAGGUCGAAGUAAUUAUAUAUUGCAAGACACUGUAGAGAAGAAACCCCAAGAACAGUCUGUAAAUAAGCAUCCCAGAUCUGAGCAAACUUACAACCAGCAUUUUAGCAGACAACAGAGACCACCAGUGAAAUGUUUUGCGUGUGGAGAAAUAGGUCAUGUCAGAAGUCAGUGCCAGAGUAUCCAGAAGUCUGUGGGAUUAACUAUGGGUAGAGGAAAAUCCCAACAUAUGUGUGACAUUAGGGAUGCCAACUAUAAUGUAAGAAAACAGAAACCUGUGGAUUUUGAACCAUUUAUAUUUGAAGGAAGGGUUAGUCUUAAAGGUAUUCCAGAGAAGAAAAUAUUAUUUUUAAGAGAUACUGGAUCAAAUCAAAGUUUAAUUUUAAAAGGAUUAUUAGAAUGGACCAGUGAAUCUUACACUGGAAGGGAUGUAUGCAUAAAAGGGUUAGGAUUAGGCAUGACUGUCCCACUGCAUAAUGUGAGUCUUGAGAGCGGGUUUGUGAAUGGCAUUGUUGAAGUAGGAGUAAAGGAUGAACUUCCAGUACCAGGAGUACAGAUGCUGUUAGGGAAUGACUUAGCUGGUGAUAAGACAAUCCCUGAACCUAUUAUGUGUGAAAACCCACUCAAGGGGGAAGCUUCUGUAGAGAAGAGAGAGACAAAUAAUGAGAUAUACCCUGCCUGUGUCGUGACCAGAGCAAUGUCAAAGAUAGGAGAAGAAAUUAAUGAAGUAGAAGUAGGGAAUUUAUUUGAGGAAGAGUUAGCAACAAAUGGUGAUGCAGUAGAAGUAAAGAAGAAUGAACAGGGUACUAUAAAAAUGAAAAUAGAUAUAUUACCUGAUUUUGUUGUUGACAAAAAGGAAUUGGUAAAAUUUCAGAUGGGUGAUGAGAGUUUGACGGGAUGUUGGAGUGAAGCAAAGCGUAAUGGUGGAGAGAAUGAUGUAACUAUUGGAUUUUAUGUACAUGGUGAUGUAUUAAUGAGAAAGUGGAGACCUGUGGAUGUUCCAGUAUCAGAUCAUUGGGAGGUGAGGAAGCAGAUUGUAGUCCCAAAGGAAUAUAGGGAACAUGUUAUUGCUUUGUCCCAUGAUUCAUAUUUAUCUGGACAUUUGGGAGUCAGAAAGACCACUGACAGGUUGUUGACCCAUUAUUAUUGGCCAAAUAUGAAAAAGGAUGUAUCUGUUUACUGUAAAACAUGUGAGAUAUGCCAAAGAGUAGGUAAACCAAACCAGGUUAUAAAACCUGCACCUCUAAAGCCCAUUCCAGCAUUCUGUAAACCAUUUAGCAAGAUAGUGAUUGAUUGUGUAGGUCCUCUACCUAGGACACGGAAAGGAAAUUGCUAUUUGUUGACUAUCAUGUGUGCAUCCACUAGAUUUCCAGAAGCCAUACCAAUGCGUAGCAUACACUCUAAGAACAUUGUGAGGGAGUUAGUGAGAUAUUUUUCCUGGGUAGGUCUACCUGAAAUUGUACAAUCAGAUCAGGGAAGUAAUUUCACUUCAGGAAUGUUCAAGAAAAUUUUAAAGGGAUUACAUAUUAAACAUAAUUUGUCAAGUGCUUAUCAUCCUCAGAGCCAGGGAGUGGUGGAAAGAUUUCACCAAACUUUGAAAAAUAUUUUGAAAAUGUAUUGUGAAGAAUUAUCCAUGGACUGGGAUGAGGGUGUACCUUUAGCUUUGUUUGCCAUAAGAGAUGCUGUGCAAGAGUCCACUGGAUUUAGUCCAUUCGAGUUGGUAUAUAGGACAUGA
Molecule: messenger RNA, 2754 nt
Organism: Penaeus indicus
Lineage: Eukaryota; Metazoa; Arthropoda; Malacostraca; Decapoda; Penaeidae
Exons: 2
Coding region: 1-2754 (917 amino acids)
Biological process (GO): DNA integration
Molecular function (GO): nucleic acid binding; zinc ion binding
Source: RefSeq, a predicted model, not a curated record